Ceratina calcarata is the source of this 3165-nucleotide messenger RNA. RefSeq names its product sodium-independent sulfate anion transporter. The transcript is spliced from 10 exons. Bases 1356 to 3074 code for a protein of 572 amino acids. Gene Ontology annotation, biological process: transmembrane transport. Lineage: Eukaryota; Metazoa; Arthropoda; Insecta; Hymenoptera; Apidae. Gene Ontology annotation, cellular component: membrane. The record is from RefSeq and is a predicted model, not a curated record.
UUAUCACGUAAAUUAAUUAUUUCUAAGAUUGAUUCGUCUACGUUGCAUCAACAACAACAAUAAUUUGCUGAUCAUGUUAAAAACGAAGUGAAAUAUGAAAACACUGUACACGCGCGAGAUACGCAUCGGUUGCAGACCGCAAAAUAUAUUUUCCAUUCCGGGGUCAUCUAAUGUUACGUGAUGCAACUUCUGCUGGGGGUCCGAUUUAGCAAUAACAAUAAUUGUUACGUCGUUAUCACGAGUCGUCCGACUCUCGUUUAUUUUUACUCUUGUUUCUACACUCGACAGAUAAACCAAGCGCACGCAAUUGUUUGCUCGCGCCCCGUUGAGUUUCCACUUCCUUUCUAUUCGUCCUACAAUUGCAAUAUGCAUCGUAUUUGUACAAUUUAUACCCCCAGCGAGGCUGGUAUCUUAUCUACAUGGAAAAUAACGUUUCCAUGCAAUAACAUUCGUUAGAUAACAUCUGCAUUUCGAACACUCGCGCGUCUAAAUCGUUUUUAUCUAGAAGCUUAAUUUGUUGUUACUUUUUAAUGCAUUUGAAAAAAGAUCAUUGGCCGUUCGAUAAAGCUCGUGCAGCUGCCGGAGGGAAGUCGAUCGUCCGGAGUUAACCGGUUACCCGGCUGUGAACUCGGGACCUCUUUCCGAUAUCGAGAAUACAAAAAAAUUUAGAUAAUGCUCACAUGAUAGAACGGAGAAAAGGAAAGAGCGGAAGCAAAAUAAAGAUUGGUUGCCAACGAGUACAGUGGCAGAUGAAACAAACGCCGAACGCUUCUGUGCUUAUCUGAGGAUGGUUCGACGAUGAAUUUAUUUCCUCCGUGUUCCCGGAAUGAGGAAAAUGCGUGUUGACAAUGACAGUCGAUGCUGGAAUCAUUAUUGUGUACGUGCGUAAAGCCUGUUUAAGCCGAUUCGAACCGAUCGACGAUCUUUACGUGAUCCAUAAUCUGUUUUUAACUUAUCUCACCAAAAGUAAAUGACCAACACCGUGGAAAUACCAAAAUUGAGCUGUUGACCUUAUUAUUGGAUUUAUUUCUCUCGCUUAUCUCGAUAUCGGAUCAUGUAUCACGAGAUUAACUUGUACAAUUAAUUGCUGGACAUGAUGCUAGUUAGAACAGCUUGUGAGCUUAUUAAUCGGCACGUACGAACGAGUGGGGAUCAAAUUUCCGAUAAAUGUCGUUGAAGGUUCAGCGAUGAUUUGUUGUAUCAGCACUGCUCAGUGUUUCGCGGCUCUCCUUUCUUUCCCUGUAAUUUAAAAACGUUCAGAGUCCGCCAAGCCGAUGGACUGUAUCAGAGCCUUAUGUAAAGAUUGAACGUAUUAGGAAAUCGAGUUGGUGUUUUGUACCGUAACGAUUGAUAGUAUGUUAGAUAAAGUGAGAAGCUCGUUUCAUGGGACAAUGUCUCGAUGCGACAAAGACUGUUGCUACUCGUACACAAAACGGAGGCUGCCUAUUUUAUCGUGGGUGCGAGAUUACAAGCUCGCGUGGCUAGCUAGAGACACGAUCGCCGGUUUCACGGUUGGCUUCACGGCAAUUCCUCAAGGAAUCGCUUACGGUGUCGUUGCCGAACUAGGUCCCGAGUAUGGAUUGUACGCGGCUUUCAUGGCGUCGUUCGUGUACAUCAUCUUCGGGUCUUGCAAGAGCAUCACCAUCGGACCCACGGCUAUCAUGGCAACCAUGGUUCGACCGUUGGUACUCGAAUACGGUGCCGAUAUCGUUAUACUACUCACGUUCCUCAAGGGCUGCAUGAUCGCGAUUCUCGGGAUCCUUCAAUUAGGAUUUCUAUUGGAUUUCAUCUCGUUACCCGUGAUCACGGGGUUUACCGCGGCCGCGGCUAUCAAUAUAGCCGCCUCGCAGUUCAAGUCGCUACUAGGUAUCCCCGGUAGGAGCGAAGAUCUGUUGGAUGCGUUGAUCACCGUGUUCUCGCAUCUCGAUCAAGUCCGAUAUCAAGACACAGUAUUGGGUCUCGUCACAAUAAUUGUUCUGGUGUUGCUCAAGAAUUUGCCUGGGCGUAGAACCGGCUCGCGGUUGCAACAGGUCCUUUGGUUCGUCACUCUGGCGCGUAACGCGUUGGUAGUAGUCAUAGGGAUAAUCGUGGCGUACAUAUUUUACGUGAACAACCAGGAACCCUUCAAGUUAACCGGAACGAUCGGCAGCGGGUUGCCACCCUUUGGACCACCAGCCUUCUCGAUUACCGCCGGUAAUCGUACUUACGAUUUUCUGGAGACGGCUAACGCGAUGGGAACUACGCUCUUCUCCGUCCCGGCUAUAUCCACGAUAGAGCACAUGGCGAUUGCCAAAGCGUUUGCAAUGGGAAAAUCAUUGGACACCACGCAGGAAAUGUUUGCACUGGGUGUGUGCAACAUGUUAGGCUCGUUCGUUAGGUCGAUGCCAGUCACUGGUUCUUUCACUCGAACGGCUGUCAAUAACUCGUCCGGAGUGAAAACUACGUUCGGAGGCUUGUUCACUGGUUGUAUCGUAUUACUCGCGGCUAGCUUGCUGACUUCCACGUUUCGUUUUAUCCCUAAAGCCACUCUGGCUGGCCUCAUCAUAUGCGCCAUGUAUUACAUGCUCGAUUUUAAGACAUACGCUACACUGUGGCGUGCGAGGAAAAUCGACUUCUUCCUGAUGUCGAUCACCUUCUUGUUCUGCGUGUUUUACAAAUUGGAAUAUGGAAUCGUGAUCGGAGUAGCGUUGAAUCUGCUGGUACUGCUGUAUUUCUCGGCAAGGCCGGCCGUGAAGACCGAGAUGGAACAGAUACAGGAUAGAAACGUGAUUCGCGUUACACCCGAGGAAACUGUCGCGUUCCCAGCGGCAGAACAUUUUCGAGCAAAGAUAAUGCAGCUCGUGGAAGAGAAUUCGCGCGACGUCGUACUCGACUGUGCGAAUUUAAAGAGAAUCGACGUCACAGUCGCGAAGAAUCUUAAGCUGUUGUCCAAUGAUUUGGAACUUCGCGGACAAAGCGUUAUCUGUAUAAAUUGUCAGAGCAACGUCGAGACUGUGCUAAAGACGAUGGCACCAGGACUUUGCCCCGUCGCAGGAAUAAACGAUACACCCGAUUUAUCGGACAUCCGCACAUAGCGUUUAAUCAAUCGCGUUCGCAACAUACAGAACAUUGUGAAUUUCGACGAUUAAAUAAUAAAGUUCGACGCUAAGCGGCGAUUUUUAGAUC